AUGCAACCUUACAACUGCUCUUCUGAUGUAACCAGUCUGAACAGCAACAGCAGCCACGACCAAGUGCCGGACUCCUGCGUGACAAUGGACACCUUCCUGGAUAAUUACUUGGGACCCCGUCGGUCACCUGUGUUCCUGCCCGUCUUCAUCAUUUACCUGCUCAUCUUUUUGGUGGGCGUGUUGGGCAACGUGCUGACUUGCACCGUCAUCGCUCGCAACAAAGUGAUGUGGACGCCGACCAACUACUACCUGUUCAGCCUGGCGGUGUCGGACCUGCUGGUGCUGCUGCUCGGCAUGCCGCUGGAGCUCUACGAGCUGUGGCAGAACUACCCCUUCCUCCUCGGAAAAGGAGGCUGCUACUUCAAGACUUUCCUGUUCGAGACGGUCUGCUUCGCGUCCAUCCUCAACGUGACGGCGCUGAGCGUGGAGCGCUACAUCGCCGUGGUGCACCCGCUGCGCGCAAAGUACGUGGUGACGCGCACGCACGCCAAGAGGGUCAUCCUCACGGUGUGGGGCGUGUCGGUGUUGUGUUCUCUCCCCAACACCAGCCUGCACGGGAUCUCCUACCAGACCUGUACCUCCUGCAGCCACGACGGGCCUCCGAGUAUUGAGAUUCCGGACUCGGCCAUCUGCACGCUGGUGAAGCCGCAAUGGAUCUACAACCUGAUUAUCCAAGUGACCACCUUGCUUUUUUUCAUCCUACCCAUGCUGACCAUAAGUGCUCUGUACACGCUCAUCGGGCUGCGGCUAAAACGGGAACGGAUGCACCAGGCACUGGAAGCGAAGGCGAGCGCGAGCCGGAACAGCUUCUGCAACAGCCGCACCCAACAACAAAAGGCUCGACGACGGCAGGUCACUAAAAUGUUGUUUGUUUUAGUGGUGGUGUUUGGGAUCUGCUGGGCCCCGUUUCACACCGACCGCCUGCUAUGGAGUUUCAUCAGCGAUUGGACCGACGACCACCGGCAAAUCUUCCAGUACGUGCACAUCCUCUCCGGAGUGUUUUUCUACCUCAGCUCCGCCGUCAACCCGAUCUUGUACAACCUGAUGUCCACGCGCUUUCGAGAAAUGUUCAAGGAGGUCAUGUGCCAUCGGCCGCACCACGUCGGCCCGAGGAAAUACUCCCUCAGCCUCACCCGGGUGACGCUGCGCAGCACCCUCAACGACGCCCCGCAGAGCUGCGGAGCGAAUGUGGCGGAGGGCGAGGCCGAAGGAGGAGAGCAGGCCGUGAAAGAGGAGGCCACUUGCACCUGUUAGGAUUUGACAAUUACAGCAAAAAAAAAAAAAAAAAAAAAAAUGAUGGAAUCGGCAGGGGGCUUCACGGUGGCAGAGGGGUUAGCGCGUCUGCCUCACAAUACGAAGGUCCUGCAGUCCUGGGUUCAAAUCCAGGCUCGGGAUCUUUCUGUGUGGAGUUUGCAUGUUCUCCCCGUGAAUGCGUGGGUUCCCUCCGGGUACUCCGGCUUCCUCCCACUUCCAAAGACAUGCACCUGGGGAUAGGUUGAUUGGCAACACUAAAUUGGCCCUAGUGUGUGAAUGUGAGUGUGAAUGUUGUCUGUCUAUCUGUGUUUGCCCUGCGAUGAGGUGGCGACUUGUCCAGGGUGUACCCCGCCUUCCGCCUGAUUGUAGCUGAGAUAGGCGCCAGCGCCCCCCGUGACCCCAAAAGGGAAUAAGCGAUAGAAAAUGGAUGGAUGGAUGGAAUCGGCAGGAUUGGAUUUUCUUUCAUUUCUUUUCAUUUUGUAACAGAGAUGCCAGAAUACGAUAGUCAUUUUUAAAUGGCAACUUUUUUGGUUUUAAAAAACACUCAAAUAAAUCAAGAAAAAUUGGGGUAGUAACUAGAGAUGUCUGAUAAUAUUGGACUGUCUGUAUUAUCGGCCGAUAAAUGCUUUAAAAUGUAAUAUCGGACAUUAUCGGAAUCGGUU
Molecule: messenger RNA, 1916 nt
Organism: Nerophis ophidion (straightnose pipefish)
Lineage: Eukaryota; Metazoa; Chordata; Actinopteri; Syngnathiformes; Syngnathidae
Gene: nmur1a
Product: neuromedin U receptor 1a
Exons: 2
Coding region: 1-1254 (417 amino acids)
Biological process (GO): G protein-coupled receptor signaling pathway
Cellular component (GO): plasma membrane
Molecular function (GO): neuromedin U receptor activity
Source: RefSeq, a predicted model, not a curated record